UAUUGUGGUUGCAUCUAUUAUUUGACAGGAAGAGGAAGCCUUUAGUUGGCAGCUAUUUACAAGGAAGCUUUACAAGAAAUUUUCUAUAUUUUGCACAAUACAAACAAACUUUGAACGCAACAAGUCAACAACUUGAGGUUGUGACUUGUGAGGAAACUUGAAGAAAGAUAUGAAGCUAAAAGGUCGUUGUCUGGCGUCGCUAACAGCGGCGCUUGUUACUACAAUAUUCACAGCGAUGUAUUUACUUGAUAGGAAAAAAUGUCAUAUUGUAUUUGAAAAUCAAGAUCCUCAAGCAAUGAAGAAAGAUGAAAGUCGAAACAAAAAUGUCGUUGAUAAUACAUCGUCAUCGGCACCAUUGUUACUAGUUCCUAAAGAUAUAGAAAUGACAGUUGGCCCUGAAGAAUGGAUAAGCAGGACAAUAAUUGAUCCGAAGCGAGAAUGUCCAUCAUUACUACAAUUAAAAAAGAACGAUUCAGAUCUUGCUUGUCGGUUACCAGAGAUUGAUCCAUUCCAUCCAGCAAUAAUGAAGUUAUUCUCUGAUGUGGCAAACCCUAACUGUGCGAAGCAUAAAUCCUAUGGAAAAUUAGUAAAUGGUAAAAUACAAUUCUUAGAUCCUGAAGUUAUUUCAGCAAAUUAUCGCGGGAUUAUUAGGCAAGGAGACUUUAAGUUCAUUCUUGGUAAAAGUGUCCCUGUACCAGCAAUGAAUACAGAAGAAAAAAUCACGGAUGAAUUUAUUGAAGUUGAAUAUUUGCUCAAAAAUAAGAAGAACGUUAAAGAAAUCUUUCUCCAGCCUGUCCCGCAUGAACAUUUGGUAAAACGAAAGGCAGAAAAACAACUAGGAAUACCGUUAAAUAUUUUAAUCAUUGGUGUAGAUUCACUUUCUCAUGCAAAUACACAGCGAAGACUGCCUAACGUAUAUAAAUAUCUCAAAAACGAACUUGGAGCGAUGUUUUUUAAAGGACACUCGAUAGUAGGGGACGGCACCACAGAACAAUUGACCGCUAUGUUAACUGGACAAGGAGAACUUGAACAAUAUGAAUCAAGACGCCAUCACAAAAACCCCAAGCCUGUAGAUGGAUGGUCUUGGAUAUAUAAGCAACUUAAAGAACGAGGUUAUGUAACUGGUUACUCUGGUGACUGGCCAAAGAUUGGUCCAUGGCAGUAUAGACUAAUGGGAUUCGAAAAUCCGCCCACAGAUUUCUAUACCAGGCCAUUUUUUUCUAUGGCUGAAAAAUUGCUAAAAGAAGAAGACCAGUGCUUAGCUUCAAAAACUAUAUCAAAUGUUCAGUUUGAUUAUAUCCAAGAAGUGUUUGAUGUGUUCAAAAAUCAAUUGAAGUUUUUUUUCUCAUUUAACGUACGUUACUCUCACAAUUCCAACAGUGAAGCAUCGAAGAUUGAACCAGAUUUAUUAUCACUUCUAAAAGGUUUAAAACAAAAUAAUCAUCUCAACAACACAUUACUUAUAAUCAUGGGGGACCAUGGCACUCGAUAUGGCAAAAUACGAACUUUGGUGCAAGGAAAACUCGAAGAAAGACUUCCACUUUAUUCAAUGGCAUUUCCAAAAUGGUUUCUCAGAGAAUAUCCAGAGAUUUCCAAGAAUCUAAAACUAAACACAAAUCGUUUGACGUCAUGGUAUGACGUAUACGCCACUUUCCGUCACAUGCUCAGUUAUCCUGAGGUCCCUGCUGAUAUAAAACACGGUCAAAGCUUGUUGAUAGAAGUUCCCAUAUCACGCACAUGUUCUCAGGCUAACGUUGAGGAACAUUGGUGUCCAUGCUUAGAAUGGGUAGAUGUAAAUCUUGGACAUAGUCACCUGAAUAAUUCAGCUCUUGCAGCAGUGGAGUUCAUGAACAAUGCUAACCUGGAACACAAAAAGAGUGCUGAAAACUGUCAAAAAUUAUCACUAAAGAAUAUAAACUACGCCCUAUUCGAACGACCAAAUGAAAAAGUCCUGUCAUUUAAGGAAACAAACGAUUUGAAAGCUGCGUUUAGUGACAAGUCACGUCCAAAUAACAAGGAUUUUUGUCGCUAUCAAGUACAAUUUACGACGAUACCAAAUAAUGGAAUAUAUGAAGCAACCGUACGCUAUCAUAAAGAUUGGUUUAUUGUAAGCAAGGCUAUUAGCAGAGUGAACAAAUACGGGAGUCAACCAGAAUGCAUUGCAAGAGAUCUUCCGCAUUUAAGGAAAUAUUGCAUGUGCAAAAGAACGCAUGUGCAAAAGAACGAUAAUGCAUUUUUUGCGCGUGUAGUGUGUAGUUAAUAGUAACUAUUCACACGAUUUCUAAUUAACAUUUCACGCGUAAGAAAAUACGCUUGCGAACUAAUGAGGAUUUAGUCCGUUGGAAUCAAUUCGGUGAAAUACAAGCAGCGAUUCCGAUCGAUUCUAUGUACCAAAUCCACAAUAAAACCUGACAUGAAAAUCCCUUGUAAAACCCAGGAAAGUUUCUUCAAACAGCAUAAUUUAUUAAGAACUGUGUUACAAUUUUGUUUUAUCACAACCAUUGUGAAACGAAACUUUAAAGUAGAUACAUCGUAAUUCGUAAAUACGAUCAGAUAUGAUCUACAAUGUUCAGUCAACAGCAUCUACGAUGGCCCAACAGUGGUUAACCAAUCUACCAGCAACAGUCUGCAGAUAAAAUGAUAAAAAAUCAUGAAAGAUGAUAAUAAAAACAUUGAUAAUAUUGAACAACAGUUGUGUUUAAUGUGUUGGAACAGCAGGAAAAAGCAACUAAUAAACACCACGGA
Dendronephthya gigantea is the source of this 2745-nucleotide messenger RNA. RefSeq lists its product as uncharacterized. The transcript has 8 exons. The record is from RefSeq and is a predicted model, not a curated record. Lineage: Eukaryota; Metazoa; Cnidaria; Anthozoa; Malacalcyonacea; Nephtheidae. Bases 170 to 2260 code for a protein of 696 amino acids.